Messenger RNA from Echinostoma caproni, 783 nucleotides. NCBI's taxonomy places the organism in Eukaryota, Metazoa, Platyhelminthes, Trematoda, Plagiorchiida, Echinostomatidae. The record is from the annotation of a GenBank genome assembly.
AUGUCUGCAACGAUUAGAGCUUCGGCAGUUACGGAUUUAAACAGUUUUGACUCUUUGGUGGAUAAAUGUGGUGCCUUCAUAUCAUCAACUGUGGAGAUACCCUCUUCGAAAUCCGGUGGUAUCUUAGGUAUUCUUAGUGACUCUGAAGGUGUAAAGCUGUUCAAUAACUUCCUUUGCAUGCGAAGUUCUGGCCAUCUUCUCGACUUUUGGUUCGCUUGCAAAGGAUUUCGUACUAAUGUGGAUCCGAAUAAUCCUGACAAACUGUUUCAAGUGGCUAAAGUUAUCUACCGGACUUAUGUGAAGUCUGGUGCUGACCAUGCAGUCCCACUACCCAAUUCUCUAAAGCAUGAAAUAUCAAACGUCGUGGGAAUUGAUCGUACAUUAUUUGACUCUGCUCAGGAAAAUGUCGGAUCUCUUUUGGAACAAACAUUUUACCCGGAAUUUCUGGACUAUUUAAAGAACGGUUUUAUGUAUGGAAAUCCCAGCGUAAAUCGUCUUUUGUCAACAAUUUUUGACACAGGAACUGGAGAUACUUCUUCUCCACUCUUGUUCCGUGCAGGCAGCCCGUUGUCAAAGGAAAAAUCGAAAAGAAAAGCAUUCCUAAGUUUCCAAAGAACGCUGCAGCUGUCGAUCCAUAUUUGUUCUUUAUUUAUUAGAAUAUCGUGGUCGAAAACUUAUUUUUUCGACCCGUAUUUUCUAUCUUUUUUGCUUGAAUUAAGUUCAGAACCCCGGAUAUUGGCUUUAUAUUUAUGUAUGUUAAUUAAUUCUGUCUUAUAUACUUAA